Messenger RNA from Herpailurus yagouaroundi (jaguarundi), 2497 nucleotides. Its product is annotated as sp110 nuclear body protein. The record is from RefSeq and is a predicted model, not a curated record. Gene Ontology annotation, biological process: regulation of transcription by RNA polymerase II. Gene Ontology annotation, cellular component: nucleus. Lineage: Eukaryota; Metazoa; Chordata; Mammalia; Carnivora; Felidae. Gene Ontology annotation, molecular function: DNA-binding transcription factor activity, RNA polymerase II-specific; protein binding; DNA binding.
AAGCACAGACUUCCUGCUUCACCCACUGGUGUCCCCCUGCUGUUCCCUCCGCCUUCCAGGAGCCAUCCCUGCCCCAGCCCCUGACCAGGGAAGGGGCAGGAGCAGGUGGCAAACCCAGCCUCCAGCCUCCAUUGUCCUUGGACGUUGUCAUUGCCUCUUACACCCAUGAGCCUUUGAGGAAGACUGCUACAGGAUGACUUUGGGACCAGGAUGGUGAUCUGAAAAUGCCCACUGAGCACAAACAGCAGCUCCCCGAGUUCCCAGAGUCUUUCCUCUCUUCUCGUGCCUCUUCCGUAGGAUGUUCACCAUGACCAGAGCCUUAGAAGAGACUCUACGCCAGCACUUCAUAUACCAGAAGCUGGAGAUUGCCUAUGCCAUACACAAGCCAUUUCCCUUCCUCGAAGGCCUCCGAGACAACUCCUUCAUCACUGAGAAGAUGUACAGGGAAUCCAUGGAAGCCUACAGAAGUCAGGUCCCUGUACCCAGACUGGUGUACAAUAUCCUCAGCCACCUGGAGAAGAUGUUCAACCUGUCAUUUCUGCAGAUGCUCUUCAGCCGAAUUAACCUGCGUGAAUACCCCCACCUGACAAGGAUCCUCAAGAGCUUCAGAAGUGUUGUCAUUUCCUACGGAGGAUGGAAUAGAGCCGGGCCUACCCUCCUUGAAGUUCCAGCCAACUCAGCUGAAGGGAGCUCCCUCCAGACCCUGCUGUGGUUGCCCCCACCCCAACACCGAUCACAGAGCCUCUUGCCCCAUGAGCCCAGUGUCAGUGAGCCCAGCGCAUCCACCCAGCACAGCACUGAGAUCCGGACUGAAUCAUCCAGCCCUCCUGGCCCUGCCGUGGCCCUCCCCAGAGCCACCCAGGAAGGAAGGAUCACUCCAGAAGACUCACAAGAGGGACCUGGCACCCCGCCUGCCUCUGUGCAAGAGAUAAGAGAUAUCUCUCCUGAACCAAAUGACCCCAAAGAGUUCCAGGGGGCAUCCAUCACACCUCCCAACAAGAAAGGCAAGAAAAGAAAAAGAAGUAUCUGGUCAACUCCAAAGAAGAGACGCCAGAAAAAAAGCCUCUCAAAAGGGAGAGCCUCACCUGAACACACAAUCCAAAAAAAGCUCCAACUGAUGGAUCAGGCAACUGAAAGGAAGGACGAUUCAACCAGCAACUCAGAGGUCAUAACAAGGGCCCAAAAGGCAAGGACUGGAUGUACACAAACCUCUGGACCACAGGAAAAGAAAAGGAACAACGAUGUCAGUUCAAGUUCAACCAGAAGGUGUCAGAAAAAUAUUCCCCCAAAGGAAAAACCCGAAGACGACCCCGUGGAUUUUCACUCUCCUAAACUUCCCGUGACCUGUGGUGAAGCUAGAGGGAUUUUAUAUAAGGAGAGACUGAAACGAGGAUCCUCAGAGAAGUGCAUUCAGAACGAGGAGGGAAUUUGGUUCACCCCGAAAGAAUUUGAAAUUGAAGGAAAACGGGCAACUUCAAGGAAAUGGAAACAGAGUGUGCAUUGCAGAGGAAAGACCUUAGAAGAGCUGCUGAAGAAAGGACUUUUGUUCUGUCCCCCAAGAAUAAAUGUCAAGAGAAAGGGGGAAACCUCCAAGGAAUGUGAGGUGUGCUGUAGAGGAGGACCAUGGCUCUGCUGUGUCCCUUGUCCAAGAGCCUUUCGUGAGGAUCACAUCCCGCCUGCAGAGGCUGAGAGGAGCCUGUGGAGUUGCACCUUCUGCAGGAUGGAGUCUUCGGGAAGGCAGCAGUGUUGCAGGAAAUCCGAGGUCCUGGAGAGGCUGAUACAGCCUGAGGAACAGUUGAAAUGUGGGUUCCUCCUCUUGAAGGCCUACUGUCACCCACAAAGCUCCUUUUUUGCAGAAACCCCACAUAAUAUAAACGAUUAUGGAGACCCCUUUAAGGAAGGCAUGUGGUUGGACCUGGUUAAGGAAAGGUUGACUGAGAAAGUGUAUAUGGUGCCGUGCUUUGUGCGGGACGUGCGCCUGAUCUUUCACAACCAUAAAAUGUUUUACAAGGCUUCUGACUUUGGUCAGAUAGGAUUGGACUUGGAGGCAGAAUUUGAAAAGGACCUCAAAGAGAUGUUUAUUUUUUGCAAAGCCAAUGAAAACAGCUUCCAGACUCUUUGACCGUGUUCUAGAAAAACUAAGGCACCCCAACUUCAGGAUCCAGAUGAUGUGACCCUGGCCGUCUUUAGACAGCCAGUGAGUCUAGAAUGUUAUUGGCUGCCCUCUUGACUCAAAGUCAGAGCCUUGUCCCAUCAUCACACCUGUCUUUUCUUUCUACGCCUAAAAGUGUGUGUGUGUGUGUGUGUGUGUGUGUGUGUGUGUGUGUGUGAAAUACACUUCUCAUCCCCAUCUAAGGCCUCUUCUUUCUCAAUAUUUACAUCUCUCUUCUCCCACAGUAUAUAUACUCAUUUGUUCAACUAAAACAAUACUACAACAAUAGCUUCAGAAUUUCUACCCUCACAUCACUAUGAAAAAGAAACUAAACUGAAUUCUAAA